AGCUGCUCCUUGUGGGCGCUGUUGCCACGGCGUCUGCCAUUUUGGGAAGAAGCACUUUGCGCAUUAGAUGGUGUAAACUGGCUCUUCGGGAUACACAGAUACUGUAGUAGUUUUAAUCGGGGCUACACCCUUGUAGGCAAAAUGCUCUCCGCCGCCCAGUUACUCGACGAGUUAAUGGGCCGAGACAGAAACUUGGCCCCGGACGAGAAGCGAUGCAACGUACGAUGGGACGACGAGAGCGUCUGUCGAUAUUACCUGUGUGGCUUCUGCCCUGCAGAACUGUUCACCAACACCCGCUCAGACCUAGGACCUUGUGAGAAAAUCCAUGAUGAGAAUCUACGGAAAACGUAUGAGAAAAGCUCCCGGUUCAUGAAAGAGGGCUACGAGCGAGACUUCCUGCGCUACCUGCAGUCGCUCCUGGCAGAAGUGGAACGGCGGAUUCGCAGAGGACAUGCCCGGCUCGCUCUUUCCCAGGCUCAGCAGAACGCCGGGCAGGGUCCUGGUCCAUCUGGAAAGAACGAGGAGAAGGUCCAGGUUCUAACAGAGAAGAUUGAAGACCUGGUUGUACAGAUUGAGGAGUUGGGGUCUGAGGGUCGGGUGGAGGAGGCCCAGGGAAUGAUGAAGCUGGUGGAGCAGCUGAAAGAGGAAAGGGAGCUGCUCAGCUCCACACCCUCGACCAUUGAGAGUUUUGCAGCCCAGGAGAAGCAGAUGGAGGUGUGUGAGGUGUGUGGGGCUUUCCUCAUCGUGGGCGACGCACAGUCCCGAGUGGACGACCAUUUGAUGGGCAAGCAGCACAUGGGCUACGCCAAGAUCAAAUCCACUGUAGAGGAGCUGAAGGAGAAACUGCGCCGUCGCUCCGAAGACCCUCAAGGCGAAAACCCGGCUCUGAAACGGGACAAAGAAGACCGGGAGCGUGAGAGGGAGGAGAGGGAGAAGAAGCGCAAAGAGGAGGAAGAGAAGGAGAAGGAGCGCGAGAAGGAGAGGGAACGGGAGAGAGAGCGGGAGCGCGAGAGGGAACGAGACAGAGAGCGAGACAGAGAAAGAGAAAGAGACCGAGACAGAGAGCGGGAGCGAGAGCGAGAACGGGAGAGGGACAGGGACAGGGACAGGGACAGGAGGGGACGGAGGAGCCACUCCAACAGCCGCCACUCCAGCCGAGCGUCGGACCGGAAACGGAGCCGAUCGCGAGACCGGCGGAGGUCCAGGAGCAGAGACAAGGAGCGGGAGAGGGAACGCAAACGCAGCAGGAGUCGUGACAGGGAGAGGAGGCGCAGCCGCGACCGCUCGGACAGAAAACGUCGCUCACGCAGCCGCGACAGGAGGAGGUCCCGCAGCUCAGAGCGCAAAUCUCACCGGCACCGCAGCCGGAGCCGCAGCCGGGACAGAGACAGAGAAAAGGACAGAGACAGAGAGCGGUCAUCAAAAGACAAAGACCGUAAGACGACAGAGGAGAGGAGCAGCUCCAAGAAAGACAAGCACUCUGACAGCGACGCGGCCUCCAUCAAGGCUUCCUCCGAAGCGGAACCGAUGCAGACGGAGGCGGCUGCCUCCUCCCCUCUGCUUAACGGCCAGCAAGAGCUCCUCCAUUCUGAAGGUGACACUCAGUCCAAUUAAAACUGAUCUGAUAGGACCUCAGAUCAGGCUCAGGGGAAGCUGGGAUUUCUGGCGGAGGAAGAAGCGGAAGAGCGCGCUCACCCUCACCCCCCCUGAACCUGACACGUCGCUGCUUAAAAACAAGGUGAACCACAAAACGUGUAGAGGCUUAUUUAAAAAAAUAAAUAAAAUAAAAAAAAUAAAAAUAAAAACAUGAACGGAAGUUCACGUAGGAAAGAAAAAAUCACUCAGAUUUUUUUCUUGUCGGCCGAAUGAAUUGGAGGGUAGUUGUGGUUCAUCUGAUGGUUCAUCUGGUUUCCUGGUGUCGACGUCGGCUCAGACGUCGCUUUAAAUACCAAACCCAGAGGGAGAAUUUUGGUUUAUUUUAAAAAAAAAAAAAAAAGAAUCUUUUACACAUCCUCCGUGUUUCUUGGUAUUUAGUGGAAAUGAAAUUAAAACAGUGCUUGUGGUUUGUAUUGAUUUGUCGGGUUCACACUUCCUGACCUCUUUAUUUUUAUUUUCUAUUUCUCAAAGUUAAAAAAAAGUAAAUGAAUAAAAACCGUUAGUUGAAAGCGUAUGUACAAUGUUAGCGCCUUGGCAGGAGGUGUCCUCCGCUCUGAGCUCACUUCGGUCGCUCUGUCCAGAAACUGUAAAAUAUUCUUAUUUUGAUCAGAAACGUUUUGAAGACUGAAGUUUUUUUGUUUCAUUUUUGCCCUGCUUUUAAUGUUCAUGUUGUCUUGAUGAAUAAAAAGCAAAAAACUUG
Molecule: messenger RNA, 2356 nt
Organism: Mugil cephalus (flathead mullet)
Lineage: Eukaryota; Metazoa; Chordata; Actinopteri; Mugiliformes; Mugilidae
Gene: luc7l3
Product: LUC7-like 3 pre-mRNA splicing factor
Exons: 11
Coding region: 142-1614 (490 amino acids)
Biological process (GO): mRNA splice site recognition
Cellular component (GO): U1 snRNP; U2-type prespliceosome
Molecular function (GO): mRNA binding
Source: RefSeq, a predicted model, not a curated record